Messenger RNA from Esox lucius (northern pike), 2679 nucleotides. It is a transcript of the gene ap1s2, whose product is annotated as adaptor related protein complex 1 subunit sigma 2. Lineage: Eukaryota; Metazoa; Chordata; Actinopteri; Esociformes; Esocidae. The record is from RefSeq and is a predicted model, not a curated record. Gene Ontology annotation, biological process: intracellular protein transport; vesicle-mediated transport. Gene Ontology annotation, cellular component: intracellular membrane-bounded organelle; AP-1 adaptor complex; membrane coat. Bases 134 to 616 code for a protein of 160 amino acids. The transcript is spliced from 6 exons. Gene Ontology annotation, molecular function: clathrin-cargo adaptor activity.
CAAAAAAUACCUAACUGCAUCCCUCCCGAAUGCUCACCCACUUCACACGUACGGAAGUGUGCGGAAAAGGGUGAAGUGUUCAUUUAUAUAUACAUACAUUCAUAUUGGAUCUGAGUCAACAAUCAAGAUUAAGAUGCAGUUCAUGCUGCUGUUUAGUCGGCAGGGUAAGCUGCGUCUCCAGAAAUGGUAUGUUCCUCUGUCAGACAAGGAGAGGAAGAAGAUCUCAAGGGACCUUGUCCAGACCAUUCUGGCACGCAAGCCCAAGAUGUGCUCCUUCCUAGAGUGGAGGGAUCUCAAGAUUGUCUACAAGAGAUAUGCCAGCUUGUACUUCUGUUGUGCAGUGGAAGACCAAGACAAUGAGCUCAUCACACUGGAGAUAAUCCACAGAUAUGUGGAGCUGCUGGACAAGUACUUUGGCAGUGUGUGUGAGCUGGACAUCAUCUUUAACUUUGAGAAGGCCUAUUUCAUCCUGGAUGAAUUCCUACUGGGAGGAGAGGCUCAGGAGACGUCCAAGAAAAACGUUCUAAAGGCUAUUGAGCAGGCUGACCUACUGCAGGAGGAUGCCAAAGAAGCUGAGGCUCCGCGGAGUGUCCUGGAAGAGAUUGGCCUGACAUAAACUCCCUGCCCAACCAUCCCGCUCUCCAGUUUUUCUUUAAGGGGCCCAACCAUCUCUUUGUCUGUGCCCUCUUCCUAGUGGUCUCUCGCUCUCCCCCCACCUUUCUUUCUCUCUCUCUGCCCCUCAAUGUGCUGUUGUGUUAUCCUGAGUAAAACUCUAGAAUGUUGCUAAUGUUACUUGUGCCAACUGGGUUUGUUGUUCCGGUCAUGCUUUGUCAACACUCCCCACUACACCUCUGACCUCCUAUGGUAUAUGUAGCCAGUAGCCACUAACUACACCAAUAACUUUUAAUCUUUUGUCCUUCAAUCAGUGUUUUUUGUUGUACUUGUCCAUGUCUGGACCUGACUUCACUAUUUAAAGGAGUAAGAUCAACCCCAUUUACUUAAUGGGAGUUUAACAAAGUAAGCAAAACAAUGUCAGUAUUUUUAAGUAGUGUUACAUUUACAAAAAAGUAUUCAUAUUCAAGAUGUAAUGUGCUUUCAUUGUAAUGACCAAAGAACACUGUGUUUAUGAUGGAGUAAUUUGGAGAUAAAUGGUGUUAGGGGAAAAUAUUUGUGUAUACCACAUGGCAUCUUGUACACUACUUUUGACUUAUACAUCCUAGCCAAAAGUGCACUAUGUAGGGAACAGGUUGCCAUUUGGGACACAAUGCUCAGUCCCUAUCUAUUGUCCCUAUCUAUUGUGCUGUCUUACAAACUUCCAUGUUAGUCACCCUAAGACAACUCUCAUGUUACAGUCAGAUAAUGAGAAUUUCAGUGUCAUAGCCACCUAAUGACAACUCCCAUGUCAUAUUUAGAUAAAGGCAAUUCCUAUGUCAUAGUCACCUAAUGAUUACUCCCAUGUCAUAGUCACCUAAUGAUUACUCCCAUGUCAUAGUCACCUAAUGACAACUCCCAUGUCAUAGUCACAUAAAGACAACUCCCAUGUCAUAGUCAAAUGAAGACAAAUCCUGUUAGAUUCACAUAGUUAUGUGGGAGUUGGCCAGACAGUGCCAACAUAUCAUGGCAAGGCAAGGGAACACUAGGGAAAAUGAAAAAGGGAUUCUUACUGAUCAAACCUCUUCAUUACAUAGUGCAUUACAUGAGGUACAGGAAGUGCAUUUUGGGCCAUUGUUUUGUAACUUGGAUCCCGACAGAAUUGUUCUGUGCGCAAGUUGAAAUUCUAGGUCAAACAGAGGAUUUCAGUUGGGAUCCAGAUGUGUUGUGAGGACGGCAGCGACCACCGUGAGCACGUCACUGCCAGCGCUUAGUACACAGACACGGCCAGUGUGUAUUCAUCGUUUACACCAAAAAGCAUGUAUUAACAAUGCCUGAUGUCUCAAACACACCUACAGUGCCACCGAGGUCCGGUACAGGGCCAGUACACUCAUGUCCAAUGGAGUGACUCACCGUUGCUUGGCUGGGGCCAGCGCAGUGCGUCCUGCCUGGGGCACGCGCUGGACUUCACGCACACAUGAAAUUGUACGGAGGGGACAGCUUGGUGGAAACGGCAGCAACGGGUGACGCUGUGGGUGUGAUCGACCUGCGUAGCUGUUACAGUUCCUCGUUGGCCGUAUGGCAGCGUGCUCAGGCAGUCUACCAAUGACCAUAAUGACGUGUCCUGCUCAAGUAAGGACUCUUUUUGUCAACAGUACUGUAUUUUGAAAGAUCCAAAAUAGCAGCCUAUUUCCUACAGUGGGCAUUCCUUCUGCGAGCAGACUAUGAAGGGCACCAUGUAGCCUAAACCUGUGUUUACCAGUACUGGUCCCAGGGUGAUGAAGGGCAGCGGUUUUGUUUUGGUCCUUGCACUCAUCCGAUUCCAAUUAAAAGGCUUGAAACAAGUGUUCUGAAAAACUAAACAGCAAAGCCCUUUGGGUUACCAGGACCAGUAUUGUCAAACAACAGCCUGGGGGAAAGGGCACUAGGUUAAUCUCCAUGUACUGCUCCUCUGUACCCUACAAGUCAUUAUAGCGUUGAAGAUUUUUGUUUUUGUAUUUUACACUGCGAAUAUGUUCGCCGGUCUUUUGUUUUGAUGCUCUCAAACACUGCAAAUCAUUAACAAUAAAUGUGUCUGGAUUAACAAGA